CUCAUGGAUGAAAAUUGAAAUGCAAACAAAUUGUAAUGUAAACGGCUUUUUCUACUUACAAAAUUAUUGGUAGAGUGCAGUUUAUACUCGUUGUACGAAAGUAAUUUUAUAGCAAUGAAUACAUCAAGUAGUUUGGGAAUUUCUCCGGCAAGCUCUGAUCCUCAAAAGCGCAUCAAAACCUUUGCACUACCAGGGCAAUGCUUCCAAAAAGGCGCAGCACUGUCUUGGCGACGCGGAAAUCAGUUCGCUAUUUACCCCCGAAGCCAAAACGUAAACAAAUCUACCGAUGAAACGAUUUCUAAAACACAGGAUACCAUCUUAAAUAUUCGUCAAGAAAUAUUGCUAUUCAAUCCGGUGAUGCGCAAACUCGUCAACGAGGCCAACGGGACAUUCCUAGCGCUGCAGAAGCUCGCCGAAACGAGCAAAAACACAGACAACCAGCUGGAGUUUCUCAAGCUAUCUCGUCAGUAUCGUUCGAUCAUUCGCGUCUGCGUAGAGAGUCUCCAGGAAGCAGCCGAGAAGGAACAAGAUGGAGUGGAAAAGAAUACUCUUCACUCGUACAUCACUAUAUUCUAUUCGGUAGAAUGCAUCUGGCAUUUAUGUGAAAUUCUAUUCAUUGAUGUGAUUCCUGGUGAUGUGGUGCUACCGUUUCUGUUGGAGUGGGUACGGUUCCAUUUCCCCUGCCACGAACAAGCAGCCUCCCAGAUGUUGGAAGCGUGUGAAAGGGGCUCGGAAGUGAAUGCUGAAUAUUGGGACACAGUAACUGGUAUGCUGAUACAAGGCAGGAUUGAUGUGGUGAGGGCGCUGCUGAAACUGCACUCGCUGGCUGAUAGCAACGAGUUCAAACUUGUUGACAACUCAUUGAGAACGAUGCCAGUAUAUAGUGUGUAUGGAGGUGUGUCUGCAGGAGAAUUCACAAUAUCGUGGAAGCACUGGCAGGCGGAGUGCCGGGCCAAGCUCAGCAGCCGCGUGCUGGCCAACCAGCCACAGCUGGAACUUCUUAUGAGGCUAAUGUGCGGCGAGUACGGCGCGUUCGAGUCAAUCCGUCCGCGAUACGGUUCGUGGUUCGACGUUGUCGGCGGCUACGUGAUGUUCACGUCGCCGUGGGCGCGCCGCCGCGAGCUCGGCGCCGCCGCCGCCGCGUGCGCCGGCCUGGCGACCACGCGCGUGUCGCACCUCGACGUGAUGGUGCGCGCGCUGUGCGACGGCGACCUGCACCAGCUGAUUCACGAGGUGCAGCAGGUGUGCGACGGCGGGUGGUGCGCGGCGCACCUCACCGACAUGCUGCACCGCUGCGCCCGCCUGCACGUGCUCGACGCCCACCAGACAGAUGUAACUACUCGUCUCCGCGACAGCCUUAUCCUGGAGUACGGUACACUAUUAUGCGAGCACAAGUCGCUGUGGCCGGCAGGUCUGUCCUACCUCGCCGCGACGACCGACGGCCUGCGCAGGGCCGAGCUUAUUCUAGAACGGAUACCGGUAGAGAGUGAUGCUAAGGCGUUGAGGAUAUGUGCCGAGGCGAAGAAGUAUGGUCUGCAUGGUGUUGCACAAACAGUAUGCGCGGUGCGCGGCGCGCGCGCUCUGUCCGCGGGUCGAGUAGGCGGAGCUCUGUGCUGGGGAGCGCGCGCGCGGCGCGGGUCGCUGGUCCGAGCGGGCGCGCACGCCGCGUUACGCCGCUACUGCGCGCGCGGCACGCUGCCCGCUGCCGACCUGCUGCUGUCCGCUGCCGGCGCGCUGUUAGCGCAUGACGCACCGCUGCUGCUUGGCAAAUACAGCGAAUUCCACCGCCUGUACAACAACCGCGAGUUCCGGGCGGCGGCCAAGCUGCUCGUCUCCCUCAUCACAUCCAACAUCGCGCCUGACUAUUUCUGGGACACGCUGCUCCUAGACACGCUACCCUUACUCGAGACAGAGGAGCCGGUUAUAUCGGCGGAAGAUACCUACGAGAUCAUGCUGUGCCUGGAGCUCAAGUCGGGGUCACUCAGCACGGAGAAGGCGGAAUUACUGCGACUGUCACUGGCAAGAAACCUGGCGAGAACAUCGCUUGCAGACAUGGAUCGGGAUGAAUAGCGUUAAUACUAAAUAGUAGGGAAUUAGAGAUUGUCACGCAAAGGUCAGAGCAGAGGGCGCUAACCUAACACACAGUAAACACCCCGACAUGUUGGCUACGUCAUAUCAGAAUAUUUUGUUUACUGCAUAUGCUGGUGCCUCACUCUAGGCUCUAGCGUCAAAACAUUGCAGUAAUAUAUCCUAUUAGAAAGAAACUGUGCAGGACUACAGGUGGCAUAAUAUGUCUACUAUCUGGAAAUUGAUUCAUAUGCUGAUUGCAGUCUUAAAUAAUUUGGUCAAGUUAUAGUCAAGUCCAACUAACAGAUUACAACACUGACUUGACAUAACUCCACUAGAUAAUGUAGAUCCGCCAUCUGCCUAUGAAUCCUUUUAUAUUAUAGUAAAUAAUCGAUGAUGAUGAUGAAAUAAUCGAUUUUAAGUUUCGAAUAGCGAGAACAAUUCGCAGCUCUAUCGUUGCGCACGUAACACGUUCCCUAUCUAUAAGUAGAUUCAAAGUAAGGUCAAUCUUUUGUGAUGUGUAAAUUAUAAGUAAAUUAAAUUAUAAUAGUCAAAAAUGUGUUAAACAGCAUGACAUGUUGUAAAUUGUUGUAUGAAUUGAUGGACUUUACUUCAGAUUUUAGAGAAUAAGCCAGGAUGUUUUCCAUUUUUGAUACAUUGUUGUUUUCUUGUCUGAUUUACAAUAAACUAAUUGCGACAUUUAGGGCAUGUUUCACCACUUCCUGAUAAGGCUAUCCACCAAUUAACUUGA
This is a messenger RNA of Aricia agestis (brown argus), 2818 nucleotides long. RefSeq names its product nuclear pore complex protein Nup85 (gene Nup75). Gene Ontology annotation, cellular component: nuclear pore outer ring. The record is from RefSeq and is a predicted model, not a curated record. Gene Ontology annotation, molecular function: structural constituent of nuclear pore. Bases 115 to 2070 code for a protein of 651 amino acids. Lineage: Eukaryota; Metazoa; Arthropoda; Insecta; Lepidoptera; Lycaenidae. Gene Ontology annotation, biological process: mRNA export from nucleus; positive regulation of DNA-templated transcription; protein import into nucleus. The transcript is spliced from 9 exons.